UUCUGAUUUCACACCGUGUGGGAAUAUUCGACCACUCAGUGAAACCGAUUUCUCUUUUUUAUUCCUGAGUGACAACGUGGUAGUUUCUGUUAGCGGAACGGUUUAUAUUCUAGCACACGGAACCAGAAAAGUUGGAGGCGGAAAUUAAACCUGUAAACAAACGUAUAGCUUUAGUUAGAAGCGGUUACAGUAUGUGCACAUUGACUGUCUGCUGAGCCCAAAGAAGAUGUUUAAAAACACAUUCCAGAGCGGCUUUUUGUCUAUUUUAUAUAGUAUCGGCAGCAAACCUCUUCAGAUAUGGGACAAAAAGGUGAGGAACGGUCACAUAAAGAGAGUCCCGGACAAUGACAUACAUUCGAAUGUGCUGGAGAUUGAGGGAGCAAAUGUCAGCACCACCUACAUAACAUGCCCUGCAGAUCCCAAGAAGACCCUGGGGAUCAAACUUCCCUUUUUGGUCAUGAUCAUUAAGAACCUCAAGAAGUAUUUCACCUUUGAGGUCCAGGUUCUGGACGAUAAAAACGUUCGCCGGCGGUUUCGAGCGAGUAACUAUCAGAGCACGACGAGGGUGAAGCCCUUCAUCUGCACCAUGCCCAUGAGGCUCGAUGACGGCUGGAACCAGAUUCAGUUCAACCUGUCCGACUUCACCAGGAGGGCUUAUGGAACCAAUUAUACAGAGACGCUACGUGUACAGAUUCAUGCUAACUGUCGGAUAAGGAGGGUGUAUUUCUCCGACAGACUCUACUCUGAGGAUGAGCUUCCAGCUGAGUUUAAACUCUACCUGCCUGUCCAGAAUCAGAAGGCCAAGCAGUAGAGCUUCUUGCAGUGUGCAUCCCCCCCGAUGUGAUUUGGAGUUUUAGUUGUGACAACAUUAUGCAGAUUCAGUGUGACAUAUAGUUUUGACUUUUUCGUGAGUCUCUGCACAUUCAAGUCUGGUCUGAUGUUUCCUUGCACUGCUGUAAAAAGAUAAUUGCAAACAGCUUACAGCCCCACUGCUUAUUUUGUAAAUCUUUACCAAAAAGAAAGAGAUUUACUGUUUAAAAUUAAAAUUUGCCCAUAAAUACAAUUAAAUUGCAUGGUUUGUUGAUUUAUUUAAGUCACUCAGGCUAAAUGAUGUUAAGUCUUCUGGCUACAGGUAUUUUUUAAAAGUCCACCAUGUCCAUUAUUCUGGGGGUUUUUCAGUUUGCCACCAUCCUGUGCAUCCUAAACAGUAUUUUUGAAUGUUAACCACCUUAUGCCCUCGUCUAUAUUUCCUUCUGACACAAUGCAGAAUCCCUUUAUUUUCUUUCUUGUACUAGAGGUAUGAAUAUCAGCAGAAAGACUUAGUUUCAAUAAAUCGUUGUUUCUGUUAAAGCUGUAACACUUGACAGGAAUAAUAUAUGAUCCUUCCCUCUGAAAGUCUUUAAACAAAUAAGAUCAAACAUGUUCAAUUCGGCUGAUGCAGUGUUUCAUGACACAUUCUGUGGGCUGCAUCCUGACACUUGCUUCUGAUUUUAAUCCUGUUAUUUUACAUGACAGUAGUUGUAUAUUUGCUAAAAGGAUUCUCAGAUUUGGCUCUCUAUUAUAGAAAUAUGUUUAGAUGCUGUGAUGAUUCUGACAUUUAUUUUGAUUAGGCUAACUACUUCUAGCUGAAUUCCAUAACCACACCUGUUAAUUUACAAUAUUAAUAAUUAUAAUUUUAGAUUUUGUAUUAAAUAAAUGCCUACCAGUGGUUUCUUCACAAAAUAAAUAUCUAUAAAAACAAAAUGUGUGCUUAGAUAAAAGCCUUUAAUGUGAACAUUAUCAAGCGCUUUAGGCAGACUUUUUCUGCUUCAUUUUGUUUCUUCUGUGUUUUAUUCAGGUGUAUUUAUUACCUGUGCUGUUUAUUACCAGGUUGCAAUAAAGUUU
Molecule: messenger RNA, 1884 nt
Organism: Pelmatolapia mariae (spotted tilapia)
Lineage: Eukaryota; Metazoa; Chordata; Actinopteri; Cichliformes; Cichlidae
Gene: cfap20
Product: cilia and flagella associated protein 20
Exons: 6
Coding region: 227-811 (194 amino acids)
Biological process (GO): positive regulation of cell motility; cilium assembly; regulation of cilium beat frequency involved in ciliary motility
Cellular component (GO): ciliary basal body; motile cilium
Source: RefSeq, a predicted model, not a curated record